This is a messenger RNA of Tuber aestivum (summer truffle), 2532 nucleotides long. NCBI's taxonomy places the organism in Eukaryota, Fungi, Ascomycota, Pezizomycetes, Pezizales, Tuberaceae. The record is from the annotation of a GenBank genome assembly.
AUUGCUAUUUUUCCUAAAUUCCUCCGCCCUUCGGGAUGCGGCUCGAAGUUUCGAGGGAAUUAUAAACUUGGGUUCACUAAUACAGCAGGACUCCCUAUCGUCGUGCAGAUAGCGAUAUCAGUGUCCCUCCCUCCCCCAAUUUCUGAACCCUCAAAGAUAUCGGCUAAGCGUACCGGAACAAAACUUAUUUCCCUCGUUUCAUAAAGGGGGGUUGGCUAAUCUAAUCUCGUUUGCUAAACUAAGCCGUCGUGGCACACGGUCAGAACGCAAAGGGAUUUAGAGUUAUCUCUUAGCACGCAUUUCUCCGGCUUGGCCAUCUGAUAAGACCAGACAAGAAAGACACAAAACGGCCACUUAACCGAAACAAACAGAAGGAUAAAAAUAAAAAUUUGAUAGAAAGAAUAAAAAGGGUUGAGCCCCACCCCCAACUACGCACCACUAAUUCCCCACCUGUAUCACUACCCACGCGCCCAGCGAAUAAGCAUCGCCAAUCACACCACACACGAUGGACUCACGCACAGUUGGGAUUCUCGGGGGUGGUCAGGUUGUUUACAAUAUUUCUCCUGCUUCUCCUUCUCUGCCACCGGAUUAACCGGCAGCUAACAUGUACUGUACAGCUUGGUCGAAUGCUCGUCGAGGCAGCUCACCGCCUCAACCUCCAAACAGUUAUCCUAGAUGCUCCCAAAUCAUCCGCAAAGCAAAUCAACGCUCUCCACGCACAUAUAGACGGCUCAUUUUCCGACCCUAAAGCGAUUCAGAAAUUGGCUGAGGAAUGUGACGUUUUAACUGUUGAGAUUGAGCAUGUGGACACCAAGGCCCUGGAGGAGCUGGAAGCAUCUUCCAAAGUAGAGGUAAACCACCUAGAACUCACUUUUUGGUAAGGUUAAAAAAACAAAACAAUUGGGUAUCAUUUCUCAUUCGGCUUCAUCCGACACCUAGGUCCAACCGUCGUGGAAAACAAUCCGCACCAUUCAGGACAAAUAUGUGCAGAAAUCUCAUCUAGCCUCCAACGGUGUAGCUACGGCCGAAUCCUUAUCGGUCGAAUCAAACACUUCUGCUCGUUUGGAAGAUAUAGGCCGAAAAUUCGGCUAUCCUUAUAUGCUCAAAUCACGAACGCUGGCCUACGAUGGACGAGGAAACUACGUGGUCUCCGGCCCUGAGUCAAUUUCAGAUGCGUUGGAGGCAUUGAAGGACAGACCACUAUAUGCUGAGAAAUGGGCAUCGUUUUCCAAAGAGCUUGCAGUGAUGGUGGUCAGGAGAAUGGAUGGCGUGUGCAUAAGCUAUCCAACUGUGGAGACUGUCCAUGAAGAGAACAUUUGCAAACUUGUAUAUGCACCAGCACCAGUCUCGGGGGUGAUUCAGGAGAAGGCAAGAAAACUUGCCGAGAAGGCUGUAGAAAGCCUUUGGGGUGCUGGCGUUUUCGGCGUCGAGAUGUUUUUGUUGGAAGACGGUAAGCUGUCUCCCGGUUCGGGGUUUGGGGCAAUGUUCGUAUUAACUCGGGGAUUCAGGGGAACUUCUCAUCAAUGAGCUCGCUCCCCGACCACAUAAUUCGGGCCAUUAUACUAUCGAUGCAUGUCCCACUUCGCAGUAUGAAGCCCACCUUCGUGCUAUCCUUGGUCUACCACUCCAUGCCCACUCAACCUCUCUAGCCACACCUUCAACCCAUGCCAUUAUGCUCAAUAUUCUCGGCCCUUCCUAUGAUACCGUUGCCCGCAAAGCUCUGGAAAUUAAAGGAGCGACUGUCCACCUAUACGGAAAGGGGCAGGCCAAAAUUGGCCGAAAGAUGGGACACGUCACCGUUGUAGCAGGAUCUAUAGCAGAAGCUGAGUAUCAAAUACAACCGCUUAUUAAUGCAGCGGACGCAUACAAGAUGAGUCCGGCCGAGCAGGCCAAGGUUUCCUUCGCUGCCACUUACUCGUCUCCCCCCAAAUGCCCCUCAGCCCGGGAUCCUAUUGUCUCGAUUAUCAUGGGCUCGGACUCCGAUCUCCCGGUAAUGAAGGCUGGUGCGGAGAUUCUCAAGAAGUUCGGGGUCGAGUGUGAGGUCACCAUCGUGUCUGCCCACCGAACCCCAGACAGGAUGGCAACCUUUGCAAGGAACGCAAGAGCCCGCGGCUUGAAGGCUAUCAUUGCUGGGGCAGGUGGCGCUGCGCAUCUCCCCGGGAUGGUCGCCGCCAUGGUUACUCUCCCUGUCAUCGGGGUUCCGGUCAAAGGGAGUACCCUGGACGGUGUAGACAGCUUGCACAGUAUCGUCCAGAUGCCGGUUUGUAACCGUUUCCCAUUCUCUAUUGCUCCCCGCUAACACCCACAAUAGAGAGGAGUCCCUGUAGCCACUGUAGCGAUCAACAAUUCAACAAAUGCUGCGCUUCUCGCAUUGCGGAUAGUAUCUGCGGAGAACAGCCCUCUCGGGAGAGAGAUUAGAAAUAAGCUGGAUAAGUACGUAUCGGACAUGGAGAGCGAGGUUAUGGCAAAAGUUGAGAGACUGGAGAGCGGAGGCUGGGAGGCAUACACCGUGAAGAAGUGAUUUAGGCCUAG